AUGGAUGGUGAUGAAAAAAUUGCAUGGUUGACAUUAUUGUGUCAAAGGAUGCUGGCACCAUUACAAAAUGUUUUCGCACUUACGGUUCUUAAAACUCAAGGAUUAACACUACCAAUAGUCUCUAUGCUUAAGCAGGCGUUUUAUGUGAAAAUUAAGAUUGUGUAUUAA
Molecule: messenger RNA, 168 nt
Organism: Entrophospora sp. SA101
Lineage: Eukaryota; Fungi; Glomeromycota; Glomeromycetes; Entrophosporales; Entrophosporaceae
Source: the annotation of a GenBank genome assembly